This is a messenger RNA of Rotaria socialis, 2331 nucleotides long. NCBI's taxonomy places the organism in Eukaryota, Metazoa, Rotifera, Eurotatoria, Philodinida, Philodinidae. The record is from the annotation of a GenBank genome assembly.
AUGAUGGAAACACAAACUUCUUCUGAAAAUAUAAUAAAAAGACCAUUUCAUUUACAAGAACACGAAGAACUGACGAUGGUUGAACAAGUGAAGCAGUCAUUUGACUCUAUUACAAGAAAAAUCGACGAAGACAAAAACUUAAUAUUGGAUAGACAAAUCAUAAAAGAAAUUGUAGACUUAGCUAUUCAAUCAAAUGAAAAACAUUUAUGUGAUUCUAGUAUUAUCGAUCAUCGUGCCUUUUUUAUUUUACGUGAUUACUUUUUAAAUCUUCUACAACGUUGGCGCUUCGGUGAAGUAUUCGAUGAUACAUCUUAUUUUAUUUUCGAAUCUAUUUCGAGUUUAUUUCUAAAAAUGUCGAGUCAUAUAUCGAAUGGAAAUCUAUCUACAUUAAAAGAAUUAAUUUUUCAUGAAACAUUUCUCAAUGAAAUGAAUCGAUUUUUUGACGAAUUAUCGGUGAAUGGUAAAUAUCUAGAAGAUCAUCAAAUUAAAAGUAUGGAUAAUUUAUUGAGAACGAUUCAACGUCUUGAAAGAAUUAAUUUCGAUACUAAAAAAGAUUAUUUAUUUGAUAAUAUAGUUAAAUGUAUUUGUUCAUCAUCAUUUAUUGAAAUAUUUCUUCAAUCUGUAAAUCAAGACAAUGAAGAUGUAGGGCACAGAUUUUUAUUAAAUACAUGCACUGAUUACAUAUAUUCUCAUUCAACUGAUCAAAAACAUAAACAAAGUUUAAUUGACAUUCGUCAAACACUUCUUCGUCCAUUUACUCAAUGGUUAAUUCAGCAAUCAUCGUUGUUUCGCUUUUGGAAUAAUCGAAUGCUUAUUACUUUACGUCAGAUUUGUUUCUUAUUAACACUUAGUAUUCAACUUAAUCGAUUGAUUCUUCUUGAUAAAGAUAUAUUAGAUGAUUAUUAUCAAAUAAUUGAUUCAUUUGUUAAUAUUCUUUAUUCAAUAAUUCAAUCUGAGAAUAAAACCAAUAAUAAAUUAUCGCAAUCAUUAAUAGGAACAAUAAUACCAAAUAUAUACACAAUGACAUUAUCGAAACAAUUAGAAAAAUAUAUUCAAAAUAAACAUAUUAUUUCAUUAAUAUUAAAAUUAACUGAUUUUGAAAAUGAUGAAAUACAAUUAAAUGCAUUUAAAAUUCUUUCUUCAAUUACAACGGAACAAGAAACAAAAAAUAUUGUUUAUUCCAAUACUAUUGCAAGUCUUUUCAUUAAAUUUCUUAAUAAAGUUAUUGAUGAUUCAAAUCAAACAUUAAGAUUUUAUAAUUUGCUUCGAUCUCUCAAAAGUUUAAUUCAAUAUGAUCAAAUUACAGAUGAACUGACAAAACAGAAUGGCCUACCUUUAAUAAUGCGUUGUGCAACAGAUAGUAAAUUUAAACCUAUUCAAGUACAACAACCUGCUUUAGAAAUUCUUUUUAUUCUUACAUUUAAUAACGAAGCUUAUCAGCGUCUUAAAUCAUAUUCUACGGAAAUAAAACCAUUUUUAUCUUCAUCUCAUCAACGAAUAUCACAGGUUGCUGAUAUGAUUUUGUGGAAACUAGAAAAAGAAGAACAAGCACUUACAAAACCGAAUAUUCAAGAUAGAAAUUAUAAAUAUGAUAUUAUUUUAUCCUAUUCACAAUCUGAUAAAGAUUUAUGUCUUCGCAUUUAUGAUGAACUUAUGAGUGAUGAUUUUCGAGUUUGGAUUGAUCAAGAUGAAAAUUUUACAAUGACUAUGAAUGAAAAAUGUGAAAUCAUUGACGAAUGUGAAUAUUUUAUAAUGUGUGCAUCAGAAACAUAUAAACAAAAUGCAUUUUGUCGAUCUGAAGCAUCUUUUGCAUUUGAACGACAAUUAAAAAUAAUUCCUAUCAUUGUUUUAUCUAAUUAUCGUCCAGAUGGUUGGUUGAAUCGUAUAAUUAAUGGGAAAAUUCCAAUUGAUUUCACUAAACUUGGUUUUGAAUUAGCAAAAUCAAAAUUAAAAAACGAUAUAGAUCGUCAAAGAAAAUUUACAAAAAUGAAACAAAUAAAAGAUUCAAUUUCAAUAGAUAUUCCGGUAGAUAGUUCACAAGACAAUUACAUUCCAUCUCGAAUUGAUCAAUGGACGAAAAAUCAUGUUAAAUUAUUUUUAAUAGGAAAGAAUUUAAAUCCUCUUUUAGAAAUAUUUUCUGAAAUGAAUGGCAAUCUUUUACACGAAUUAUAUCUUAUGUGUUUAUCGAAUAGAGAAUCAAUGUUUCAUACAUUAAAAACAGAAAUUUCCACAUUAUAUUCCAAUAAUCAACCAUUAACACUUAUUAUCUAUCUUCGUUUUCUGAAUGAAAUUCAAAAAUAUAUUCCAACAUUUGCUAUUAAUCAAAAAUAA